CAGCACCCCCAACAGCAGCUCCGUCUGCAGCCACCUUAUAUCCAGAUGAAAGCACGCACCUUGUACAUAAAAAAUGAAAGCAUGGCUGGCUCGGAGAGCAGCAUUAGCUUGCAGACAUGUUUCACAUUAUUUCUUCUUUUGUCGUGUGAUACGGUAAAGAAACAUUUCAAGUUUCAGUUUUGACCGGCUUCGCAUUCCUUUUUUUUUUUUUCCUCUGCUUUGUAACGACUUAUGACCACUUUUUCUUUUCUUCUUUCUAUCAAUCGAAAGUGUCUUCAUCCAUCAGCUAGACCGCUAGCACUCGCCCAUUUACUUUCCUUUGCUAUACUCUCAUUACCAUGACCACCCAAAUGGAAGAUGUAUGCAAAUUGGCGAGUUUGGUCGAUCCACUACCAGACUGCUCCAAUACACUCGUCCUCGAGCAAUUCGAUCUAUCAGAUGAUACCACACCAGAAGUAAUAUGCCAAUACUUCAGAUUGCGCCUGAUUGUCAACAGAGUCUACUUUACACUUGCGUUAAUCAACAUGGUCUAUGUUAUUUGUACAACCGCACUCCUGAUACAUCGCGCCCGAGCUGUACAAAGCAAUGAAAAAAAACUGCGAUUUCCAGUGAAUGAAAAGCAAAUACACACAUUGCGAAAGCGAAACUUACUAGCGUUGGCAGUUGGAGAAACCGGACAUCUGCUGGUCAUAUCGAUCUCCCUCAUUAUCAAAGCUUUGGAUGGCUGCAUCUACUGUCCUAUAUUCAUGUAUGUAACGACUUACGGAUACUAUAUGUGGAUCGCAUCUUUCAUCUGGAGAGCAUACUACCUACGAUUUCAACUCAGCCUUCAUAAAAUCAAGCUUCGGCUGGGAAAUGGUGAAUCUGAAAAGGAUCGAAAAUGGUACAUUCACAACAGAGACAAACAUUCCAUCAGCAAUGGUCGAUUUAUGCUUCUUUUAUUAUGUGGAAUGGUGCUCGUGACGGUUCCUCUGAUCCUAAUGCAUCGAUAUUAUUAUGGCUUUGACCAUGUUGUUGUGAAAACUUGUUCAACAAGAAUAGGCACUAUGGUGCUACUGUUUAUGGUCACUUUCUUCCAGUGUAUCAUUUCACCUGUCCUGAUCUGGCUUCUCAGACAUGAUCGAGACGCUCACAAUCUUCGGAAUGAACUCAUUGCAAUAUUUGCCGUUGGUAUACCAACAUCCGUAUUGUAUCUCGUCUGGGUCACUAUUUUUCCACCAUCAAUUAGCUACAAUGGACCGAACGUAAGGCUCUUCUGGGGAUCUAUUAAUUGGAUAGGUCUCAGCCAGGCGGUUGCACAUUUCAUUGCAGUUACAUAUCCUCUUCUAGCAUCUUAUGGGCUCUGUACUUGUCCUUGCAUCAAGAAAGUUGAAAGAUAUAGUCGUACAGGACGAAGAAAAAGCUCAAUAUCGGUUGCGCGCACGCUCGAUUGUACCACGGUGUCAUUGGAAUACAUCCUCACACAACCCGAGCUACUGGAGCACUUAAAACAUGUUGCCGUACAAGAUUUCAGUACAGAAAAUGUUCUAUUUUGUGAGCAAUACAGCAUUUUAGCGAACAAAACCAUGGCCAAACUGAACGAGACGCGACCUCUAGAUGAAAAACCACACAAAAUGAACUAUACUAGCUUGACGAGCGAUCCAAUUCCUCACGAACUACAAACCGACUACAUUGCUUUCUAUAACACCUUCAUCAAAGCCGGUGCACCAUUACAAGUGAACAUCACAUACUCAGAUAGAAAGGCAAUGGAUGCUGUGUUUAAAGAGUACGCAAAGCAACAGCAACACGUCCUGGAGAAUGUUGUUUCACAAGUCCAAAUGAUGGAAGAUGAUACCUGGGGAGGAGAAGAACUUGUGCUCUUUGCUUCUGCAGCUGACUCAAAGCGUUCAGUGACUAGUAUUACUGAGGACCCAUUGCUUGGUCAACCGUCUACAACCAGUACAAUACGAUGUAGCGUAUUCGAUAGUGCUCGAAAAGAAGUUAUGUGGAUCAUCUUUUGUAACAUACUUCCAAAAUUCAUUGAAGAUUGUAAAUAAUUUAAUGUAAUCCUACUGUAUUAAGCCAUAGAAUAAACCAAAAUAAAAUAUUUAGCCAUCAGUUAGUCCCUA
Messenger RNA from Umbelopsis ramanniana AG, 2108 nucleotides. RefSeq lists its product as uncharacterized. The coding region runs from base 339 to 2036 and encodes 565 amino acids. NCBI's taxonomy places the organism in Eukaryota, Fungi, Mucoromycota, Umbelopsidomycetes, Umbelopsidales, Umbelopsidaceae. The transcript has a single exon. The record is from RefSeq and is a predicted model, not a curated record.